CUAGUACAAAACAAGAACGAAUACUUUAAGAAUACUCAAAAACUCGGUGCUUGUUUACUUAAAAGCUUUUCUACUUUGUAAUAAAAAAAAUUUAUUAACUUUCCAAAAGAAUGUCUCAAAAAGGAGCAUCUCACGCUGCUUCUGAGACAGAACCAUUCACCAGAACAACAUCGCCUGUAUCUUCAGGAACUUCUCAGCCUCCUAUAAAGCAUAAUGUGGUAGGUGUAUGUGCUAUGGAUGCUAAGGCGCGGUCGAAGCCAUGCCGUAAUAUUUUGAAUCGAAUUAUCGCAGAAGGCGAGUUUGAGGCUAUUGUUUUCGGAGACAACAUGAUUUUGGACGAAGAAGUAGAGAAUUGGCCUGCUUGUGACUAUUUAAUUUGUUUCUAUUCAAACGGAUUUCCUCUUGAAAAAGCAGAACGAUACGUUGAUUUGAGAAAACCGUUUUGUGUGAACGAUGUUGUAUUUCAAGAAUUGCUAUGGGAUAGGCGUCUAGUUUUGAAAAUUUUAGACUCAAUCAGCGUUUCAACUCCUCGAAGAUUGAUUUGUAAUCGAGAUGGCGGUCCAAAUUUGAAUAAGCCAUUGGCGGAAAAAUUGAAACGAAAGUUUGGUUUCCAUUUGAGAAAGGAACCCUUACCAAAGGUUGAAAUGCUGGAUGACGAUACACUCUGUGUGGACGGUCAAAUACUAAGAAAGCCAUUUGUGGAGAAGCCUACAUAUGGUGAAGAUCAUAAUAUUUAUAUCUACUUUCCCAAAUCUGCAGGUGGUGGUGGCCGGAAAUUAUUUCGUAAAAUUGCAAACAAGUCCUCUGAUUACGAUCCUGAACUUUGCUACCCUCGUACAGACGGAUCAUAUAUUUAUGAACAAUUUAUGAAUGUCGAUAACGCAGAGGAUGUUAAAAUAUACACUGUUGGCUCUCAUUAUAGUCAUGCUGAAACAAGGAAGUCACCCGUUGUAGAUGGCAUUGUGAGACGCAAUCCCCAUGGAAAAGAAAUACGGUUCAUUACCAAUUUAUCCGAUGAGGAAAAAGUUAUGGCUUCAAAGAUAUCUAUUGCUUUCGAACAGCCAGUUUGUGGUUUCGACUUGCUAAGAGUAUCCGGAAAAUCCUAUGUGAUUGAUGUAAAUGGCUGGUCAUUUGUAAAAGAUAAUAAUGAUUAUUAUGAUAACGCCGCCCGUAUUCUAAAACAGAUGUUUCAUGUUGCUGAACGCCAUAGAAGAAACCGUGUUCCCUCAGUUCAAGAAGUACUUAAUCCCCCUCCCAGGGAAAGUGAAGCUUGGAGACUUAAGAGUCUGGUUGUAGUACUUCGUCAUGCCGACCGCACUCCGAAGCAAAAAUUUAAAUUUUCAUUCACGUCUGAGCCUUUUGCUAAGCUGCUUCAAGGUCACAAGGAAGAAGUUAUAUUGCGCCACGAACAGUUAAAUAGCGUUCUGGCCGCUACGAAUAUAGCAUCAGAGCUGAAAUGUGAAGAUUUAAAUAAACUGAAGCAGCUUAGACUUGCUUUAGAAACCAAAAAAAAUUUACCUGGCACAAAAGUUCAGCUCAAACCAGCAUACUCUUCAGAAGGAAAGCUCACAAAACUACAGCUUAUCAUUAAAUGGGGUGGUGAAUUUACCCAUUCUGCACGAUACCAAUCUAAGGAUCUUGGUGAACAAUUUCGUAAAGAUUUGUAUAUUAUGAACCGUGAAUGUUUAAAAGAUGUUGAAAUUUUCACUUCAUCCGAACGACGUGUUUCAACUUCUGCUGAAAUUUUUGCAAUGGCCUUUUUAGAGCAAGAAACCAUAGCAAAUGACUUGCUUAAAAUCAGAAAAGAUCUUUUGGACGACUCAAAUGCUGCUAAAGAUACAAUGGAUAAGGUCAAGAAACAUUUGAAGUCUUUAUUAAGGGUGAGUGAUACGGCAAGGAAAGAGUUUACAUGGCCAGAAAACAUGCCUAAACCUUGUGAAGUUAUGCAACAGGUAGUUCAGUUAAUGAAGUAUCACCGAGCCAUUUUGCGUGAGAAUUUUAUCAUAUUGGGACCUGGGGUUGAGCAAGUACAGUCUCGCUGGUGCUGCAGUGAAAACCCUGCCUUGUUUAGGGAGCGAUGGGAAAAGCUUUUUAAUGAAUUUUGCGAUUCUGAGAAAGCGGACCCAUCUAAGGUGUCCGAACUCUAUGAUACCCUUAAAUAUGACGCCUUACACAAUCGCCAAUUUUUGGAAAGAAUAUUUACUCCGUAUCAAUAUUUAAGACUACCUCAAGAUCCUAGUUUAAUUCCCAGAGAUUCUUCUAGUUCUUCAAAUGACUCCAACAACAAUGAGAUUUCAAAUAUGAAAAAAUCUGCAAGAAAGACGGAAAGACCCUUAGAGAAGCUAUAUGAAUUAUAUGAUCUUGCUAAGGUUUUGUUUGACUUCGUUUCUCCUCAGGAGUAUGGUAUAGAACAGGAAGAAAAGCUUGAAAUUGGAUUACUGACAAGUGUACCCCUUUUACGACAAGUCCUCGAUGACAUCAAAUUAGCGAGAGACUCAGACCACGCAUCCACAAGGAUGUACUUUACCAAAGAAUCGCAUAUAUAUACAUUAUUAAAUUGUAUCCUUGAGUCUGGGUUACCUAUGAAGAUGCCCCGAAACCAGAUUCCAGAAUUGGACUAUCUUACACAAAUCUGCUUUGAACUGUUUGAGCGUACCAAUCCCUCCGGAAACAAAGAGUUUUCAGUAAGAAUUACGCUUUCUCCAGGAUGUUAUGCUCAAUGUCCUUUGGAUAUGAAAUUGGACGCCAAACAUUGCAUUAGCGUCGCCCCAAGGCGAUCCUUGACGAGGCACUUGGAUCUUCAUUAUUUCGUGAAAAGCAUUGAAGAUCGUUGUAACUCUGUGCAUCUACCCAAACGUUUCAUUCCCGUAAACAUAAAUUAAGCCUAAAAACACUGCCGUAAAAAUUAAACGAGCAUGAGGUUUGGGCUCUUCGUUAAUAAAUCCUUAAUUUCUGGGUCCUUCAAUUUGUUUUGAUAUGAUUUAUGCUUAAUGAACUUCGUUAGCUUUCGUUAAUCGAGAUACCGUUGAGAAUCCAUCUUUGGCUAUCUCACGGUAAAAGAAGACCGGGGAGAAAAAGAGGGCAGCGAUCGGACGGCCUUAACCAACAUCCUGUGUCUGUGUUUUUUUC
This is a messenger RNA of Schizosaccharomyces cryophilus OY26, 3129 nucleotides long. RefSeq names its product inositol hexakisphosphate kinase/inositol pyrophosphate synthase. The record is from RefSeq and is a predicted model, not a curated record. Gene Ontology annotation, cellular component: cytosol. The coding region runs from base 111 to 2882 and encodes 923 amino acids. Lineage: Eukaryota; Fungi; Ascomycota; Schizosaccharomycetes; Schizosaccharomycetales; Schizosaccharomycetaceae. Gene Ontology annotation, biological process: inositol phosphate biosynthetic process; inositol metabolic process. The transcript has a single exon. Gene Ontology annotation, molecular function: diphosphoinositol pentakisphosphate kinase activity; 5-diphosphoinositol pentakisphosphate 1-kinase activity; inositol hexakisphosphate kinase activity.